Molecule: messenger RNA, 1266 nt
Organism: Naegleria lovaniensis
Lineage: Eukaryota; Heterolobosea; Eutetramitea; Acrasida; Naegleriidae
Exons: 1
Coding region: 1-1266 (421 amino acids)
Biological process (GO): telomere maintenance; reciprocal meiotic recombination; DNA strand invasion
Cellular component (GO): Rad51B-Rad51C-Rad51D-XRCC2 complex; centrosome; replication fork
Molecular function (GO): DNA helicase activity; ATP-dependent DNA damage sensor activity; single-stranded DNA binding
Source: RefSeq, a predicted model, not a curated record
AUGCCUUUAUUACUCGAACAUCGUUCUGCCAUCCCUUCUUCUCUCUACACUCUAUUGAUAGGAAGUGGUGUUGAUAGUGUGGAAGAAGUUGUGUUUUCAAACAUUGGCAAUUUAUUGAAAAAGAUUUCCCGAUUUUAUGCAUCAUCAAUAUACGAAAAAGGAAACCGAAGAGAAAUUUCAUCGGAAUUACAUAAUCAACAAAUCGAUGUAGGACAAUCACAGACAGAAAUGAGACAAGAUAUUGUGAUGGUGGAAGAUGACGAUGAAAAUCAAGAAAAAACUAACACAUCGGAUUUAUCCAAUAUCAAGUUUGAUCCAGCAUUGGUUAAAAAGCAGCUCUAUAUUCUGCAAGAAUAUUUCAUCAGCAGAUACGCUCCAAAGUCUGUGAGCGUUGAACAAAUGUUAUUGAACAAUGAAAAAGCUCAAAUCCAGCCUCUCAAUACAGGAAGCGGUACUUUGGACAUGCUUCUUGGCUCGGGAAUUCAUGUUGGAGAGUUGACAGAAAUUUUGGGUUAUCAAUCAAGUGGAAAGACUAGUUUAUGUAUGACAGUUGCUCUCAAUAGUAUUAUUGAGAAAAAUUCAAAUACUGUUCUGUGGAUUAGUUCAAACUCCUCUUUUAAUGCUCGAGAUUUUGCUAAACUUUAUGAGGCUAAAAGCACUCUUUACCGAGAGCAAAUACGUCAAUCUCAAUUAGAAUCUCAAACCUCAAACUCUGGUGAUGCGAAUGAUAUUUGUUCUCUUUGCGAAACACUUCACAAAAUUAGAGCUCUUGAUAUAAUGACAGCUCUUGAGUUGAAAAGCACUCUUUUAGAGCUUGUAAAUAUAAUAGAAAGUGGUCAAGAUGUUUUCUACAAUACUUUAAGGCUAGUAGUCAUUGACAGCUUGUCUGUCAUACUUUCACAGCUUUUUCCAACUAGAGUUAAUUCAAAAAUUUCAGAAAAAGAGGAUUGCAGUUUUGAUGAGCUUAUUCGACUAAUGAAGAAAAUUGCAAGAAAAUACCAUAUUGCAUUUCUUUAUACCAACUAUACCAUCAACGAAACUGAGGAUAGGACCACCCUUGGAGAGUCAUGUAAAUACUUUUCACACGUUCGUUUGUUAUGUAAGCGUCUCGAGAAACAACCCAUCCAAGAGGAAGGUACAUUCUUUGAGGCCAAACUUAUCAAAUCUCCUAGAAGAUCCUUAAUUCAUCCCAGAGUUUUCUUCCAAGUUAUGAGUUUAGGAGUUGUAGACGUUAUUGACACGAAUGUUCUGCCUCUGUGCCUUUGA